Kwoniella shivajii is the source of this 5034-nucleotide messenger RNA. RefSeq lists its product as uncharacterized. NCBI's taxonomy places the organism in Eukaryota, Fungi, Basidiomycota, Tremellomycetes, Tremellales, Cryptococcaceae. The transcript is spliced from 9 exons. The coding region runs from base 1 to 5034 and encodes 1677 amino acids. The record is from RefSeq and is a predicted model, not a curated record. Gene Ontology annotation, molecular function: ATP binding; ATP-dependent chromatin remodeler activity; DNA binding. Gene Ontology annotation, biological process: positive regulation of transcription by RNA polymerase II. Gene Ontology annotation, cellular component: nucleus.
AUGUCUCAACCAGAAUCAAUAUCAAUAUCAACCCCAAUCUCUGUUCCUCCUACUUCUGAUCAGAUACCCACUGCAUCAGUACCAAUACCACCAUCAGCACCAGAAUCAGUACCAGAAUCACUACCAGAACAGAGUGCAAAAAUAGUGGAAAACCCUUUACCUACAACAUCUGCGCCUGUGCCUACAGCUGAGGAGGAGAUGAUAUCACCCGAACAGAAUGUUCUGUCCCCCACUAAACCUUCGACACCUCUUGCACCUCUCACGUCAGCAACGCCCGUGCCUGUAACAUCGUCCACUCCCUUACAGCCAACGGCGUCCUCAUUACCACCUACCACAUCCACGACUCCUAUCCCUUCGACAAUGACAUUACCUACUUCUACACCUGCAGCGGCAGCGGCAGCGGCACCUGUACCUCUACCAAUAGCUACACCAACCCCUGUAAAUGCCGCCCAGUCACCCGCUGUACCAAGACAGGUGACAGCACUAGACGAGGAAAAGAAGAUGGAAUUGGUGAAGGGAAUGGACGGACCUAGGUUAGCAAUGUUACGAAAGAGAACAGCAGAACUUCAAGCUGCUGGACAUACAAGAGAGACAUCAUCUGAACUAGGCAAAUUGUAUAUCGUCCUAGAAAUGUAUGCCAGAGCUAAACAACUUGAACACGAGAAACAAGUCAAAGCCGCUGCUGCCGCAGCUCAGAACGAUACAAAUGGCACCUCAUCCGCUGGACCAAGUAAUGGAGUCGCUGCCGCUGCACCCAGUGCCCCUCCCACCGCACCAGCUCACGUAUCGAUGACACCAGCUCAGAUCGCUCAAGUCCGUUCUCAAGCUCAAGCAUAUCAACAGCUUUCCAAAGGUCAACCUGUACCUUCGUAUUUACUUAGUGCAGCUCAAGGUACACCCCCAGCUGGAAUAGCAGGUCAACCUCUUCCCGAAUCACCAUUCAAUGGGGUUGAAGCCAAGAUAGCCGAUAAAACUGUGGAAGCUGUUAUACAAGAUCAAAUGGAGCAGAAAAAGUCCGACAAUGUUACACCUCCUUCAAACGAAGCUGAGAAGGCCAACGGGGGAGCAAAUGGUUCUGGAGCUUCAAGUGAUAAUGAGAAAGUCGUUACUCCUCCAGCUGCACCCACAGAACCUCAGGCACCUGCUGUUCAAUCUGUCCCUGCUGGUCCUCCCUAUGCCAUGGAAUUCGAUCAAUCGUCCCUCAUAUAUCCAUACAACGCCUAUACCCAUCCGUCCAUUUACGCAAACAGGAAAUUCGAUGAUGAAGUCACAAAUCCUCUCAACAAAUUGCAAAAGCUUGUCGCCCCUUCGCUAAUGCCUAAAGGACUUGACCCUUAUCUUCUCAUGGAAGAGAGAAAUCGAUAUGUCGAAACUCGGAUGUCGUGGAGAAUGAAGGAGCUCGAACAGAUGCCUUCAACUGCUGGCUUGGGAGAACAAGGUGCUAAAGAUGUACCCGGUGUUAUUGGUGAAGAGCAAAAACCUAACACGAAUCUCGGUAUUCAAGCUAGGAUUGAAUUGCUUAGUUUGAGAUUGGUCGGAAAACAACGAUUGCUUCGAGAAGAUGUUGUUCGAUCCAUGCAUGGAGCCACUCAAGUUCCAGCGGAUCGAUCACAAUUCCGACGAUUCCGAACUCACGCUUUGAGAGAUGCAAGAGCUACAGAGACUGCCGAAAGAAGACAAAGGACCGAAAGAGAACAACGAGGUAAACAAAGACAUUUGGCUUACAUCAACUCCAUCUGUGAACAUGGUCAAAAUCUCAUAGGAGCAGGAGUUGGAUCUUCUAGAGGAUCAGGCGCAGACAAGAUGAAAAGACUCGGUCGAGCAAUGAUGAAAUUACAUGCCGAUACGGAGAAAGAAGAACAACGACGAAUCGAAAGAUUAGCGAAAGAGCGUCUGAAAGCAUUGAAGAACGAUGAUGAAGAUGCUUAUUUAGCAUUGUUAGGAGAAGCAAAAGAUUCACGUAUUGGACAUUUACUGAAACAGACAGAUUCAUACUUGGAAACAUUAGCUGCUGCUGUAGUGGAACAACAAAAUGAUGAUGUCCACAAAGAUCAACAACAAUUUGAAAUGCCUUUCGAAACCGAACAAGGUGUAGGAGCAUCAGAAGAAAUGUUUGGUGCUAAAAGACAAGAUGGUGAAGAAGCAGGUGCGGAAAGGAAAGCUGGUAAAGUGGAUUAUUACGCUAUCGCCCACAGAAUCACAGAAAAAGUGACCAAACAAGCGGAUCUCUUAACUGGUGGUACAUUGAAAGAUUACCAAGUUAAAGGUCUACAAUGGAUGAUCAGUUUGUAUAACAAUAGAUUGAAUGGUAUUUUGGCCGAUGAGAUGGGUCUAGGUAAAACCAUUCAAACUAUAUCUCUGAUCACUUAUUUGAUAGAAAGUAAGAGACAACCUGGACCUUUCUUGGUCAUCGUACCAUUAUCUACAUUGACCAAUUGGACAAUGGAAUUCCAAAAGUGGGCACCGGCAGUCAAAACCCUAAUCUUAAAAGGUUCACCAGCAGCAAGAAAAGAAUUUUAUCCAAGAUUACGUGCACAAGAUUUCCAAGUUUGUCUAACGACAUAUGAAUACAUCAUCAAAGAAAGACCUCUAUUAUCUAAAAUCAAAUGGAUACAUAUGAUUAUUGACGAAGGUCACCGAAUGAAGAACGUUAAAUCGAAAUUAAGUCAAACGCUUAAUGAACACUAUUCAAGUAGAUAUCGAUUGAUCUUAACUGGUACACCUUUACAAAACAACCUUCCCGAGUUGUGGGCUUUGCUCAAUUUCGCUUUACCUAAAAUUUUCAAUUCGGUCAAAUCUUUUGAUGAGUGGUUCAAUGCUCCAUUUGCCAAUACAGGAGGAGAAAAAAUGGAAAUGAACGAAGAAGAAGCUUUGUUGGUUAUCAAACGUCUACAUAAAGUGCUUCGACCGUUCUUAUUGAGAAGAUUGAAGAAGGAUGUAGAAUCUGAAUUACCUGAUAAAGUUGAAAAAGUCAUCUACACGAAAAUGUCAGCUUUACAAUGGAAAUUAUAUGAGAGUGUCCAAAAGUAUAAGCAAUUACCCACGGAUAUGUCUGUCGCAAAACCUCAAAAGAGGCAAAAUCUUCAAAAUGCGCUGAUGCAACUGAGGAAGAUCUGUAAUCAUCCUUAUGUCUUCCGAGAAGUGGACGAAGAUUUCACUGUUGGUAAUACCACCGAUGAACAAAUCAUCAGAGUUUCCGGUAAAUUCGAGCUUCUAGAUAGGAUUCUGCCCAAACUGUUCAGUACUGGACACAAGGUCCUCAUGUUCUUCCAAAUGACAGAAAUCAUGACUAUUGUUUCCGACUUCUUCGAAUUCCGAGGAUGGAAGUACUGUCGAUUAGACGGUAGUACCAAGGCCGAUGAUCGACAAACCUUGUUAUCAACAUUCAACGAUCCUAAUUCACCUUAUCAAAUCUUCAUCUUGUCUACUCGAGCUGGUGGACUGGGUCUAAAUCUGCAAUCUGCCGACACUGUCAUUAUUUAUGAUACCGAUUGGAAUCCUCACGCCGAUUUACAAGCUCAAGAUCGAGCGCAUCGUAUUGGACAAAAGAAAGAAGUCAGAGUACUUCGACUGAUCUCUUCUGGAACCGUUGAAGAAUUAGUUUUAGCGAGAGCCCAACAAAAACUUGCUAUUGAUGGUAAAGUCAUUCAAGCUGGUAAAUUCGAUGAUGUAACCACCGGUGCAGAAUACGAAGCUUUACUCGCGAAAGCUUUUGAAACCAACCCUGAAGAUGAUAACGAAGAGACCAACGAGUUGGACGACGACGAGUUGAAUGAACUCUUGGCGCGAGGUGAUGAUGAGUUAGGAAUCUUCACUCAAAUGGAUGCCGAUCGAAAAGCAGGCAAGAUAGAAAGCUGGAAAGCUACUGGUAAUAAAGGUGAAUUACCACCAGUAUUAAUGGCGGAAUCGGAAUUACCUCCAUUCUACAGGAGAGAUAUAGGGCAAGAAAUGGCUGCUCAAAUAGCCAAUGAAGAAGAACAAGGUAGAGGAAGACGUACUAAAAUGGAAGUCAGAUAUACGGAUGGACUUACAGAUGAUCAGUUCCUUGCUGCAUUAGAAGAUUCAGAUGAUGAUGUAGAGGAAGCUGCUGAUCGAAAACGUAAAAGAGCAAACAAUAAAGCAGAAAGGAAGAGGAUGAAUGAACUUCUAGCCGAAGCUGAAGCUCAAGGUAAACCAUUAGAUAGUACUGCUGUGACUACAAACAUUGUGGCCACAGCGCCUUCUGUGGCAACCUUAAAGAGUGAAGAUACAGCUUCUCCACCUCCUACAACACCUUUACCUACCCUGAAGAAGAAAAGAGGAAGACCAAGUAAAAGUGCUACUCCAACUUUGAUAGGUGAUGAUUUGCUUCCUUCAGUGAAACGACGUAAAAUUGGUGCUCCAAGUGGUCUUCAAAAUGCUAUAUCUGGACCUGAACUUGCUUUCAUGAACAAAAUUUUCAGUGAGACCAAUAAACUGAAAUCAGAUGCCGGAGAAGAUCUAAAUCAAUUCUUCUUAUCCCCUGUCAGCAAACGAGACUAUCCCGAUUACUACGUCGUAAUAGCUCAGCCAAUUGCACUAUCCCAAAUCAAAACCAAAAUCGGUAAACCUGGAUAUACACCACUGAAUCUCAAAUCGGACAUGCACCUAUUAUGGAAUAACGCGAAAACGUAUAAUCAGGAAGGAUCAUGGGUAUAUGACGCAGCUUUGGAUUCCCAAGAGUAUUUCGAUAAUUUAUGGAAUCAAGAAUAUCCGAAAUUAAUUGCAUCUGGCAAUGGUAACGGUCAUGGGGAAGAGACGAAUUCAAAUUCGAAUGAAAACAGUGGAACCUCAACUCCAAUGUUCAAAUCACAUCCUAAUCCAUCUGAUAAGAUAACUGCGCCGAAGAUUAGAAUUUCAAUGGGUAAAAAGAAGAUUGAAGCGCAAGUUGAACCUGAAGAAGAAGAAGAAGAAGAGGAAGAUAAUGAUGACGAUGAUGGUGACCAAAAUCAAGAUGAUGAAGAAGAGGAGGAUCAAGAUGAAGAUGAUGAUAUGGAUGAUGAUGAUGAUUAUUGA